This is a messenger RNA of Dovyalis caffra, 1134 nucleotides long. The record is from the annotation of a GenBank genome assembly. Lineage: Eukaryota; Viridiplantae; Streptophyta; Magnoliopsida; Malpighiales; Salicaceae.
AUGGAGAGGCUUCUGUAUUCAUCUUCUCCUACAACUCUAAAAAUCCACCUCAAAAAGCCCACUCCUUUGGUCCCUAGACUCAGCAAACUUGAGUUACCAAAACUUGGUUUUCCCUCUUUGACAAGGCCUGAGUUCAGGCGAGUCAACUCGGUUUCUUGCAAACAUGAGGACCCAUCAACCCCAUUUAUUAAAUUGCCAUCUCCGUCUCCUCUUCAGGUUUUUUCAUCAACUGGAUCGACGCCAAAAUCCCGCCUCGUCAAACAGAUCGUUGAUGGAGUUUCUGUGAAGUCCAAGGCAGCUACUGUUGGGAUAUUCAUGGUAGUUUCUGCUCUUAUCAUGUUCUUAAUCCACCCAGUUUUCACAUUGCCAGCUUUGGCAACCUUCCAAACUGCUGCCAAGACUGGAGGGCCUGCUGCUGCUGCAGUAGGGGCAAAAUUUAUGAGAACUGAACUACUGACCAGUGCUUGGGCUGGUUUUUUUGCUGGUUGCUUACACACACUGUCAGGGCCUGACCACCUUGCUGCUUUGGCUCCACUCUCAAUUGGCCGAUCCCGCAUGGAAAGUGCUGCUGUUGGAGCUCUUUGGGGUUGUGGCCACGAUGCAGGUCAGGUCAUAUUUGGCUUGCUAUUUCUACUGCUAAAGGAUCGGCUUCAUAUUGAAGUUAUCAGAACUUGGGGCACAAGAGUGGUUGGUCUAACUCUACUUGUUAUUGGUGCUAUGGGUAUUAGGGAGGCUUCAGAGGUCCCAACUCCAUGUGUUGCCUUAGAAAAUGGUGAGUGUGAUGUUGGUGUCUACGAAGCACUAGAAACUCCAACAGUAGGGAAGAAAAAGAUUGGUUUUGCAACUUUUGCUACCGGUAUUGUCCAUGGACUACAACCAGAUGCAUUGAUGAUGGUGUUGCCUGCACUUGCAUUGCCUUCUCGUGUGGCUGGGGCUGCAUUUCUGAUUAUGUUCUUGUUUGGGACUGUGGUUGCAAUGGGUAGCUACACAGUAUUUAUAGGGUCAUGUAGUGAAGCAUUAAAGGACCGAAUACCCAGAAUAACUGAGAAACUCACAUGGGCUUCAUCACUUGUAGCAAUUGCCCUUGGCCUGGGCAUUAUCGUUAGCCAGUUUUUCGGAUUCAGUUUAUACUGA